Cherax quadricarinatus is the source of this 3899-nucleotide messenger RNA. Lineage: Eukaryota; Metazoa; Arthropoda; Malacostraca; Decapoda; Parastacidae. The record is from RefSeq and is a predicted model, not a curated record.
GUUGAGUCUUGGCCGCCCUUAACAACCCAACAACAACAACAACAACACAAGAAAUUUUUCCUACAGUAAAAAAAAAAUUUUUUUUACUCUACUGUAUUAUAUGCAGUGAAGUACAUCCUAAAUUACCAGAGGAGCGAAAUGAGACUACAAUCCAUGGUUGACUCACGAGUCGUAGUUCGUCCGGGACGCAUACCCACGGCGUGAGACGGGGUGGCAGCCAGUCUGGCAUUGUUUACCAGUGAGCAAAGGUCCCCUCACAUGCUCCAGCGAAAUACUUCAUAAUACAGUGGACCCCCGCAUAACGAUUACCUCCGAAUGCGACCAAUUAUCAGGUUGCUUGCCAGACGAUGAAUCCAGUUCUCUGCUCUGCAUAAACGCUCCACAUAUUCUCCUUUUUGGGCGAAUUUGUCACUGCUCACAGCCGAGGACCUCAUCCUUUGUCGAUUUAAAAGACUUUGAAUUUGAAGAGUGGUCGAUUAGCUGUGCCGUAGCUUCUGGCCUAUGAUGGUCAUAGUAAUGGUAGUCGGUUUUCUAAGGGGGUUGUGAUUUUGACAGUUUUAGAAAUUUUUUGAAGUAUGGAACAGCCCUGGUUCUGUUUUGAUUUUGACAGUUUUAGAAUUUGUAUAUGUGUAAAAGAGAAUCUGUUGCAUCUAAUGUGACUUGGAUAAUUUAAAAAAAAAAAUAGAAUCUAAUGUAAAUUUGACAGUUUUUAGAAAACAGAUAAUCUAAUGCAUCUAAUGUGAAUUUGACAGUUUUUAAAAAACAGAAUCUAAUCCAUCAAAUGUGAAUUAAAUUUUUAGAAAAAACAGAAUUUGAUAAUUAUUAGGAACCAUACGUUUUUAAAACACAUCACGGAAUCGUUCCAUUAUUUCAUAACACAAAAAACUACCUUUAAUCUAAGACUUUAAACUUCCUGUGACCUUGAUAAGGACCCAGCUGGACUCCAGUCCGACCUUGCUGGUAACAAGGUCAUUUAUUUAUUUAUUUAUUUAUUUAUUUAUUUUUUUAUUUAAAAAUUUGUGCACACAUACAGAGGUACAAAAAAUACAGAAAAGAGCAGUAUGCCAAAGCCACUUAUACUAUGCAUAGCAUUACGGGCUGGCUUAAAAUUAACUUAAGAUGAACUAAGCAAUGAUGACAUCGGUGAUAAAACUUUAAUGUAAACAGAUUACUAUAAAGCACAAGUGAGUAGUCAUUAAGGCUGUCAUGCAUACACAGUCACAAAUACUUAACUAGUAGAGUUACGAAUGUGUAUUACUGUAUAUUCUGGUAUACUGACCAACAUACACCUCUGUGUAUGCAGUCAGCAAAAUAAAAAUAUUAAUAAUCUUUAUUUCUACAAGUACAGUGGACCCCCGCUUAACGAUCACCUCCAAAUGCGACCAAUUAUGUAAGUGUAUUUAUGUAAGUGCAUUUGUACGUGUAUGUUUGGGGGUCUGAAAUGGACUAAUCUACUUCACAAUAUUCCUUAUGGGAAAAAAUUCGGUCAGUACUGGCACCUGAACAUACUACUGGAAUGAAAAAAGUUCGUUAACCGGGGGUCCACUGUAUAAAAUACAACUUAUACACAUUUAUACACACACUACUGUGGAAAUUAAGUAUUGCCAAGUCUUGUAUCGAUUUAUAUUAGCCCAUAUUUACAUAUUAAUAAAUAUUAUAAUCAUAUCUAAGCUUUAAACUCAGUGCCACUAUAAAAAUGAACAAAUACAGGAAAAGGCGGUUUGUAACUGGCAGUGCGCGGUGCAUCCUCUAAAACAGACUAAUGGAGAGGAUUUUCCCAGUGUUUGUAAAGUUUGAAUAAUAUAGAAUAUUAAAUACACAAGUAUUUUCCUGUAUCCGUAAUAGUGCCAUAUGCGAUGUUUAAAACAUCGAAGGUUAAUGGGGGAGUUUACCCAGUGGAUUCUCUCGUUUAUUGCACAAGUCCACUAUACUGAAGGCUGCUAUAGCAUGGUGCGUUAUACGUGAUUCUGCUGUAUCUUAAUGCCCUUAGUUUCUCCCGGACAGUAAAAUAUAUAUUUGAAAGCAGAUUCUUGCACAGAAAGUGCGUUACAUUUUUCAAAUCACAAUCAGUAAAGUAUGCUUUAUUGCAUAAAGUUUGUCUAAGAUUGAUAAUUUUCCUGAAUUAAAGUUUGCCAAGUGCCGUUACAUGAGAAUAAAACUCGUUCUAUAAUAAAAAUAGUAAAUUUUCAAGGAAUUCCACCAGGGCAGUCAUGGAGGCCAAUAAAAAGAAAAUAUAUAGAUGUCAAGUGUGCUACAAAGAGUUCCUGGCUAGCAGUUACCUCACUAUACACAAGAGAGUUCACACUGGUGAGAAACCCCACCAGUGCGCCUUCUGUUUCAAGAGCUUCAGGGAGAAGACUGCACUUAGUAAACACGAGAGAAUCCACACUGGGGAGAAGCCAUACCAAUGCUCCAUCUGCAAGAAAGGCUUUACCGAAAAUGGUCAUUUAAAAACGCACAUGAGAGUCCACACUGGGGAGAAGCCAUUUUAUUGUACAUCAUGCUUGAAAGGCUUCUCUAUAAAAUCUUCUCUUAUAAGGCACAUGAGGAUACACACUGGGGAAAAACCACACCAGUGCACAGUGUGCGCAAAGGAUUUCACCAAUAAAUCCUGCCUGGUGUUACACAUGAGGAAUCACACUGGAGAGAAACCCUACCAGUGCUCCUUCUGUGUUAAGGGUUUCAAGAGUAAAUAUGCGCUGGUUAUACACACCAGAGUUCACACUGGAGAGAAACCCUACCAGUGUUCCGAAUGUGGUAAAUCAUUCUCCAGACACUCUAAACUGGUUGAACACACUGCCUUCCACUCCGGUCACAAACAGUUCAACUGUUCUGACUGCUUGAAGGUUUUCCCCAACAAGGCGGCCAUUAAGAGCCACGUGACGGUCCACACGGAUGAACGGCCAUUCCGCUGUCUACUCUGUUCAAAGGAUUUCAUGAGGAAAUCUACUCUGGCCCGGCACAUGAGGACCCACAGUAGCGGGCAACCCUUGGUGCUGGUCGAGGGAUCUUAAUCCAAGGAAGUGAAGUGGCCUUCAAUCAACCCACAUUACCCCCCACUCCCCAUCUAUCUGUGACCCCCUAAGGGUUUAGCAUUCCCCCAAAUUAAUGAAUAGCAACAAAAUGGCAGCCAUUGCAUCUACCUCGAGGACACGAUGACCAAAAUAAUAAUUUGCCACUUAAUUAUGAUUGUAAUAAGCAGUUAUGAUAAUAAUUAAGAGCUUAAUUGUAAUAAAGCAAUUAGGAUCAUAAUAAAUUGAGAAUUUCCAAUUCUGUUCCUUUGGAAAAAUUCCCAAAUGCUCUCGCGAUGGAUCAGGUACUGAUCAACUAGGCUGUCACUGCCAGCAUUGGAACACAAUCUGCCAUGCGAACCACAACCCGGCAAAUCAGCAAUCGACUAGUUAACCCAAUGAUAAUAGAUACUUGUAGUUAUAAUAAGUCAUAAUUCUGUAAAUUUAUAAAUAAUUUUGUUAGUGUUAAGAAUAUAACUAAAAAUUGUAAUGGCAACUUUAGUAAAAUUGUCUUAUAAAGCUCCACUAUAUACAGUCAGUUCUCUUACAGAUUUCCACUAUAUACAGUUAGUUCUCUUAUAAAGUUUCACUAUAUAGUCAGUUCUCUUAUAAAGUUCCACUAUAUAGUCAGUUCUCUUAUAAAGUUCCACUAUAUAUAGUCAGUUCAUCUGACUGUAUACAGCCUUUCCUUAAUUAACGACAUACUCGUUUACCGAUGUCUCGGACAUAUGACGGGCUCUCUGACCAGUAUGCAUACCUAAGCAAUGUAUAUUAACCCUUAAACUGUCCAAACAAAUUUACGUUCAUAUGCGUAGUGCUCCAAAAGUAGAUCUACGUUUUUUUACACAUUUUCAAAUGUAAAAAAAAAAAAAAGAAAUACGUUUUUUA